GUACAUUUAUUCUAAAAUAAUCCAGAGCAAGCAGAUGAAGUUCUUAGGAAAAAAGUAGUCUAGCCUUUGGGUUAGGUUAGGCCUUAGGAAUUCAAAUACCUAAUCUAGAAUGACUGUGUACUAGACCUGCAAGUUCUGGGGCGUGAUCCUUAAAUGAAAAUGGCCUGAAAUCUGUGGUUAACAUUUCUGAUAAAAGUUUUUGUUAUCAUCUCUGGUUUAUUCUCAGAUUUUUGUUUUCAUAUGAUUUUUCCUUGUACCUGUUAUGAGAACAACAAAUAUACUUUCUGUAUCUGUACAAUAUGUAUUUGAUCAAGAAUGUAUGGAAAUUGAAACCCUGCGUCCCUAUGAUUACUGCUUUUCAUUGUUUUACCUUUAAGAAGAUCUGGAAGGAAAAUUACAGAUGAAAUUCUCUAUUGACAAAUUCAAAAUGAUAUACCAGAAAAAAACUUAAAUUAUAUUUACAGAAUACUGCAUUCUAAAUUUGCUGUUACUGAAUAGAUAUUGGAGAGCUGCUUGUGACAUCAACUGAAACACCAAACAAGAUAAUGAGGAUACCUGGAGGACGAUAUUUAAAUAUAAACCUUUUGCAGAGAUGAUAUUAAACAAGUACAUUGAAAGUUGGAAAAGAUGAAACAACUAAAAAGAAAAAGAAAAAGCAAUUUUAGUGUUCAAGAAACUCAAACACUACUUAAGGAAAUCCGAAAAAGGAGAGAAGUGCUUUUUUCUAAACAACUAAAUACAACAAUUAAUGAAAUGAAACGGAAGGCUUGGGAGGAAAUAGCGGAGUGUGUGAAUGCUGUGGGUGAAGGAGAGCAGAGGACAGGGACAGAAGUGAAAAGACGAUACCUUGACUGGAGAGCCCUUAUGAAGCGGAAGCGAUUGAAUUCCAACAUCAAACUUGUAGGUGCUGGCUUUCAUCUUCCUUCAUCUGAUUUGGAUGAUUCUCUCAAUGAAGAUAUUGAUGACAAAAUUGGAUUUGCGAAUGAAUCUAAUUUUGAGUGGCAGAGUAUCACAGACUUCCGGGAAGCAGGUGGAUCUUUAACUGAAGUCAAAGUAGAAGAAGAAGAGGAAGAUCCGCAGAGUUUUGAAUUUCCUAUUGAGGAAGAAGAGGAGAUUCUGUCCUCAGUGUUGCCAGACUCCAAAAAGGAAAGCGAUCUUCCAGAUUUCACUCACAUUGAGGAGUUUGGCAAUCUAAGUUCUGCCCAAGCAAGGCUGGCUUAUGAGGAUUCCCAUUUGCUCAUCAGCCUGGAGAAACAAAAGCUGGAACUAGAAAAACAGCGCCUGGAUAUCGAAGCAGAGCGGCUGCAAGUUGAGAAGGAGCGGCUGCAGAUCGAAAAAGAGCGGUUGCGGCACAUUGAUCUGGAGCAUGAGAAGCUUCAGCUAGAAAAGGAACGGCUGCAGAUGGAGCGAGAGAAACUGAGGCAUGAGGCACUGCAUGCUGAAAAACCUUCCCCUGAGAAUGAUGCCAGCCAGGCAGCACCACCUCUCGAUCUAGAAACGGAAAAACUUAAAAUUGAAAAGGAGCGCUUGCAGUUAGAGAAGGAGAGGCUGCAAUUCCUGAAGUUUGAAUCAGAGAAGCUUCAAAUUGAGAAAGAACGCUUGCAAGUUGAAAAAGAACGCCUGCGAAUUCAGCGGGAAGGACACUUGCAGUGAAUUUGGUCUGGGCAAUGCUGUUGUGUUUCAGUGUUUGUAUUUUUUCUUAAAAGUUUAACUUGGUUUCAUUGAAAGUGUUGGGCGACCUGGUCUUUAAAGCAUCUCACCAUUUGCAAAAGUCGUGCUUUACGUUGCUCUGUGAAGCUUUCACUUUCACAGUAUACUUUUUUUCCCGUUUUGGUCAGAGUUGAAUGUGACUGUGUUCCAGUUUUAAAAGAAGCUGAGGAAUGGUGCUCAGCAAGUUGGUGUGCCUAUGUAAAUGGAGCUUAUAUGUGAAGCUGCAUUUCUAUGUAAGAGAAGUGUUAAUGUCCUCUUGCAUUCUCUGUUGUAUAGCUUUAUGUCCACAUUAAGGUGAAGGCAAAGCUGUAUCUUGUUGUUUUAAGAGUAUUCUAAAUCCACGGGAGCCUUCACUAGGAAUUUGCAUUUGAUCUGAAGGAAUAAGAUUAAAGCUAGGCCUUGUGUGUUACAUAUUGUUACCACGAAAAGUAAUGCCUUUAAUGUGAAGUGUGCUCUUCCCUGGAUGGAUUUGCAAAAGUGUCUUUGAGGCUCUUGGUAGUGUUUCUGCUCAGUACAUUUGCUUGUAGAAAAUGAAUAAAUGAAGCUUCAUGUAUGGAAACAUAAAUUUAACCAUUUAUUUCUAAGUCAGAUCUUAGAAAUUCUGGUAUCUGUAGAUAACUUUUGUGGCCCGCUUUCACAUUCAAGUGUUUGGAUAGGAAUAUAUCUUGUGGGAAUUACAUAGAUUAUUGUACAUGUAAAUUUAUUUAUAUCACUAUGUAAUUACUUUUAUUUUGCAAAUAAAUUGUUAUUUUUUAA
This is a messenger RNA of Sphaerodactylus townsendi, 2466 nucleotides long. RefSeq names its product Myb/SANT DNA binding domain containing 4 with coiled-coils (gene MSANTD4). Bases 628 to 1653 code for a protein of 341 amino acids. The record is from RefSeq and is a predicted model, not a curated record. Lineage: Eukaryota; Metazoa; Chordata; Lepidosauria; Squamata; Sphaerodactylidae. The transcript is spliced from 3 exons.